Messenger RNA from Lotus japonicus, 2376 nucleotides. RefSeq names its product 9-cis-epoxycarotenoid dioxygenase NCED1, chloroplastic. The record is from RefSeq and is a predicted model, not a curated record. The transcript has a single exon. Gene Ontology annotation, biological process: carotene catabolic process. Lineage: Eukaryota; Viridiplantae; Streptophyta; Magnoliopsida; Fabales; Fabaceae. Gene Ontology annotation, molecular function: carotenoid dioxygenase activity. Gene Ontology annotation, cellular component: chloroplast stroma. Bases 150 to 1973 code for a protein of 607 amino acids.
UCCUCAACUCUCUCCCUGCCCCUCUCACUCUCUUCAAACUUUUCAAACAACCUCAAUUCUUACAAAUUUCCCAAACACACACCUUCUUAGCUCUCUUAACUACUCAUACUAAAUAAAUUAGUACACACUCCCUUCAAAAAUAGAGAACCAUGGCUACCUCAGGGAUAUCAAACACGUGGAUUAACACCAAAACCAAACUCAAUUCUAAUUCCCCCUUCAAGGAUUUGGGCUCCUCAAGUUUCACACCAAAGAUCUCAAUCACCUUCAAGAAGGGGUCCACCUCCACAAUCAGCAGCAAUAAAACCGUUUCAUGCUCGCUUCAAACACUUCACUUCCCCAAAAAGUACCAACCCGCAAAAACCGCCACCACCACCACCAAAACCGCCACUCCCGCAAAGGAAAACACCGCCAAAACAUUGCCCCAAAAGUGGAACCUUCUACAGAAAGCGGCGGCCACCGCUCUAGACCACGUCGAAUCCGCCUUGGUUCGCCGCGAGCGCCAGACCCCGCUUCCUAAAACCGCCGACCCGCGAGUCCAAAUCGCCGGUAACUUCGCUCCGGUCCCGGAGCAUCCCGUCACCCACUCCCUUCCUGUCACCGGCAAAAUCCCCAAAUGCAUUGACGGUGUGUACCUCCGCAACGGCGCAAACCCCCUCCACGACCCCGUCGCCGGGCACCACUUCUUUGACGGUGAUGGUAUGGUCCACGCCAUGAAAUUCAACAACGGCUCCGCUAGCUACGCCUGCCGGUUCACCCAGACAGAGCGGUUGGUCCAGGAGAAAUCCCUCGGCCGCCCCAUUUUCCCCAAAGCAAUCGGUGAACUCCACGGCCACUCCGGCAUCGCGCGGCUCGCGUUGUUCUACGCCCGCGCCGCCUUAGGCAUCGUCGACAGCAGCCACGGCAUGGGCGUAGCCAACGCCGGACUAGUCUACUUCAACAACCACCUCCUCGCCAUGUCAGAAGACGAUUUACCUUACCACGUCCGCGUCUCGCCUAACGGCGACUUAACCACGGUCGGCCGUUACAACUUCAAUGAUCAGCUCAAAACUACAAUGAUCGCCCAUCCCAAAGUUGAUCCAGUUGACGGCACCCUCCACGCGUUGAGCUACGACGUGGUUCAGAAGCCUUACCUCAGGUACUUCCGUUUCUCCGAAAACGGCGUCAAAUCCCCUGACGUGGAGAUUCCCCUCAAAGAUCCCACCAUGAUCCACGAUUUCGCGAUCACCGAGAAUUUUGUGGUGGUUCCUGACCAGCAGGUGGUGUUCAAAUUAGGCGAAAUGAUUCGCGGUGGGUCCCCCGUUGUCUAUGACAAGGAGAAGGUCUCGAGAUUCGGAAUCCUUGACAAGAAUGCCAAGGAUUCCAAAGCAAUGAGAUGGAUAGAAGCACCCGAGUGCUUCUGUUUCCAUCUCUGGAACGCGUGGGAGGAGCCCGAGAAUGAUGAGGUUGUUGUAAUUGGCUCCUGCAUGACCCCUGCUGACUCCAUUUUCAACGAGUGUGACGAGAAUUUGAAGAGCGUGUUGUCAGAAAUUAGGCUCAAUUUGAAAACAGGCAAGUCAACUCGUAGACCCAUUAUUGAAGAAUCUGAGCAAGUUAACUUGGAAGCUGGCAUGGUUAACAAGAACAUGCUAGGGAGGAAGACGCAAUUCGCUUACCUCGCUCUCGCGGAGCCGUGGCCUAAAGUGUCCGGGUUUGCGAAAGUGGACCUGUACACAGGCGAGGUGAAGAAGUACAUCUAUGGGGAUCAGAGGUUCGGCGGUGAACCUCUAUUCCUCCCUAGAGACAUCAAUUCUGAGAGGGAAGAUGAUGGGUAUAUUUUGACAUUUGUACAUGAUGAGAAGGAAUGGAAAUCUGAGCUGCAGAUUGUGAACGCAAUGAAUUUGAAGUUGGAGGCUACCAUUCAGCUUCCAUCCAGGGUUCCCUAUGGUUUCCAUGGAACCUUCAUUGAAUCAGAGGACUUGAAGAAGCAAGCUUGAUGAUUAGAGCUUCUCUUCAACUGAGUUCCUUUUUUACUUGCUGGUUUGUGAAAGGAGAGAGAUUUAUCCGAGGGAUGCUGCAGAUAUGUCCCCGAAAUCUUCUCCUCUGUUUUUACUGCAGAAGAUUUUUAUUUCUGCAUUCUUUCUUCUUCUUUUUUUAUCAAUUUUUGGUUUUUUUUGGGACCAGCUUGAAGCUUUUGGCUGUAGUUAGUAUUGAAGCUCAGCUGGUCUCUGCUUGUUACUUUCACUUGAUGUGCAUGAAAGUAUUAAUCACAGUAUAGGAUGUGAUAUGAUGAAUGAUGAUAUGUGUUUGUGGUCAGUACUACUGUAAACUUUUGUUCAGCACAGUUUUCUGUUGAAAAUAUCUGAAAUAAUGCAUAUUUCACUACUGUUACAAUUAUCA